Orussus abietinus is the source of this 2218-nucleotide messenger RNA. It is a transcript of the gene Mtmr6, whose product is annotated as myotubularin-related protein 6. Lineage: Eukaryota; Metazoa; Arthropoda; Insecta; Hymenoptera; Orussidae. Bases 66 to 2060 code for a protein of 664 amino acids. Gene Ontology annotation, biological process: dephosphorylation. The record is from RefSeq and is a predicted model, not a curated record. The transcript has 13 exons. Gene Ontology annotation, molecular function: metal ion binding; phosphatase activity.
UGGUUAUGUCAAAUUAAAUGUUGGUCUGAUUUAGGAGUUUGUCAAAAUUAUUCUAAUGGAGCUGGAUGGUUGCAAAUGUGCAAAUGUUAGAUAAAUAUAACAGUCAUCAUUCCAAAGGGACGCUCUUCUUGCUAGUUACACAUUUGGUGUUUGCGGAUUCAUCUGAAAAAAAAGAAAUAUGGGUUUUGCAUACUCAUAUCGCCAGUGUAGAAAAGUUGCCAUUGACUACGACUGGUUCACCACUGCUUGUCAAAUGUAAGCAUUUCCUUGUAGCAACGUUUGUUAUACCGAAGGAACGAGAUUGCCACGAAAUUUAUUUAACGUUACUGAAGUUGUCAUCACCUGCACGAACGGAAGACCUAUAUUGCUUCAGUUACCGUCCUAAGAAAGACACGUUUCCACGACACUUAGGGUGGAAUUUUUUCGAUAUUCGAAGUGAAUUUCAGAGACUAGGUGUGCCAAACGAGAAAUGGUCUCUUUCGUAUCUAAACACAAACUAUGAACUCUGUGAUACUUAUCCAAGAUACUUGAUCGUCCCCAGUACCUGUGCAAAUAAUAUCUUGAAAGGAAGUGCUAAAUUUCGGAGCAGAGGCCGACUACCAGUAUUAACCUAUCUCCAUUCAAACAUGGCUGCCAUAUGCCGAUGCAGCCAACCACUUUCUGGAUUCAAUGCAAGGUGUCCCGAAGAUGAGCAGAUGCUGUACAAUAUCCUGCGCACUAAUCUCAACUCUAAGUACGUCUACGUUGUAGACACUCGACCUCGUAUAAAUGCAAUGGCUAACAGAGCCGCUGGCAAGGGCUAUGAAAAUGAAAACUUCUACGACAACAUAAAGUUUCACUUCUUCGGCAUCGAGAACAUUCACGUGAUGAGGUCCAGUUUAAACAAAUUGCUGGAGCUGCAACGGAGCACCACAAUGAAUGGAUUUUUGAGUGGUCUGGAAAGCAGCGGAUGGUUAAAGCACAUUCGGUCCAUACUCGAGACUGCAUGGUUCAUAGCGAAUGCAGUGUCCAAUGGUAUUACGGUUGUUGUUCACUGUAGUGAUGGAUGGGAUCGAACUGCACAAGUUUGUUCUUUGGCUGCUAUGAUGCUGGACCCAUUUUACAGAACGAUACAAGGAUUCCAAAUUUUGAUCGAAAAGGAUUGGCUCGCCUUUGGGCACAAGUUUAGUGACCGUUGUGGUCACAUCAGCAGCGAUGGCAAGGAAAUCUCUCCAAUUUUUACGCAGUUUAUCGACUGCACGUAUCAACUUCUGCAGCAAUAUCCGUAUGCGUUUCAAUUCAAUGAACAUUUCCUUCUAACCCUUCACGAUCACGUACACAGCUGUCGGUACGGAACGUUCAUCGGCAAUUGUGAGAAGGAUCGACAGACGUUAAGGUUAUGGGAAAGGACGUACUCCUUGUGGGGUUACGUAUCGACUUACACCAAUGAAUAUUUAAAUCCACUCUAUACAUGUAAUCGUAAUAAAAAGAACGACAUUGCAAUCCUGCAGCCCAAACUUUCUCCACAAAGCAUUCGGUUUUGGAGAGCGUUUUAUUGCAGAUUCGACGACGGUGUACAACCUCGAGAGACUAGUGAGAAUUUUAUCCUGUCCAUUUACGGACAUAUAAUUUCGAUGGAAGAUCACGUCAAGCUGCUAAUCAAGAGAGUCAAUGAAAUAGGGCAUCCACUAGUAGGAAAUAAAACGCAGAUGGAUUUUCAAGAUAAAUACGACAGAUUUGAUAUGAAGUACAAUAAAAACUGUCUGUCGGAGAAAAUCAUCGAGAACUCGGCCAACGAAGAGGAAAUGGAUAAUAAGAUGUUAAAGGCGAGCCAACUUGACGAGGAAAUGAAAACCAUCGCAUUGGAAUGGAAAUCAUCUCGUGACAUGGAGGAAUGCGUGUGUUCUACACCAUUUAGCGCGUUUAACAAAAAGUACCACUGCUGGUCGUGUGGAAAUGUAUUGUGUACAAGAUGCAUGGGACCACCCUGUGCCUUACGAGGACACUUCACUAAACGUGCAGUUCCUGUAUGUAAAUGGUGCUUUCGAAGGUUCUCAGGCUCAUCACCGACUGCUUCGUAAUGGGUGAUAAUAAUUUACCCAUCGCUCUGUGACACCGAUAAGUACUUUCAUGCAGUAUUUCAAUUUGUACAUAAAAGAAUAUUCAUUGUGUAUAUAUUAUAUAUAUAUAUAUGUCGAGUCGAUAUUUGCGUUUUGGUAAAUAUAUUGCAUUUCGUAAA